Chroicocephalus ridibundus (black-headed gull) is the source of this 5003-nucleotide messenger RNA. RefSeq names its product DEAH-box helicase 33 (gene DHX33). Gene Ontology annotation, biological process: positive regulation of transcription by RNA polymerase I. Gene Ontology annotation, molecular function: ATP binding; double-stranded RNA binding; helicase activity. The transcript has 12 exons. Gene Ontology annotation, cellular component: nucleolus; intracellular anatomical structure. The coding region runs from base 649 to 2778 and encodes 709 amino acids. The record is from RefSeq and is a predicted model, not a curated record. NCBI's taxonomy places the organism in Eukaryota, Metazoa, Chordata, Aves, Charadriiformes, Laridae.
UUAGUUCAGCUUCUAAGAGCCUCUGAGUAGUUUGCUGGUGGCACCUUAGAGAUGAAGCUGAAGGACUGGGGCUGUGGCUGGGAUAAACCCUCUGGAAAUGGUGACGUGCCCCUUCCCAAGGGGACCUCCUGUUCGGUCAUGGAGCUUGUCCAUCCUUGCUCUUCCGCAGCUGCCUUCCUCGCACGCAUCCUCCCUCUGUGCUGGAGCGCUGACGGCUGUCCCCCGCUCUGUACAGAGCGAUGCCGCGGUGUCCCUGCCUGGGAAGAACUUGGGAGUGUCGCUCACUUGUACCCCAGGACAAAACUGACUUUUGCUGCCAGACUGCUGGCUAACCUGGCCUUUAAUUGCCCUUGAGACAGUUCUCAGGCCGCCUGUCCCACAGAGAAGUGUGUUUAAAUACCAUGCUCCUCCUGGGAGGGUGCAUCACCAGCCAUGUGCGAUGUCAGGGAUCAAUCAUGAAUUGGAACAGCAUCGCUCUUGAACCCGCCUCUCUGAGAUGUUACCUGCUAGUCGGCUCUCUGCCCGUUUUAGCUGGAGUUUUCGCUCCCGUGGGCGUCCCCGCCAUCCCCUCUCCCCCAGGCCGCACGGUGGGGGUCACCCAUUCCCUGCAAAUGGCGCCCACAAGGCCUCAGGACUACAUCUCCCGUCAUGCCCCGCUCCGUGCGUCGGGUCACGUGGGCGGCGCGCCGACGCUACGGCGGGGCGGGAGCCGUCUCCCGGGCGACGCGCUGCCCGAGGCGCGGCGGCGGGGCGAUGCCGCAGGGCGACGGGGCGCCCCCGGCCAAGCGGCUGAAGGCCGCGCUCCCCGCCAUGCUGCCCGCCUCCCCCCCGCCGCGCCGGCACCCGCCGGCCGCCGACUCGCAGCGCCGCGGCCUACCCAUCUUCCAGGCGCGGGGGCCGCUGCUGAGCCAGCUCCGCGGCCUGGACAGCGCCGUCCUCAUCGGAGAAACUGGCUCAGGGAAGACCACUCAGCUUCCUCAGUACCUCUACGAAGCAGGAAUUGGCCGCCAAGGCAUCAUUGCUGUGACCCAGCCUCGCAGAGUAGCUGCUAUAUCCUUAGCUACCAGAGUCUCGGAUGAGAAGAAGACAGAGCUGGGGAAACUGGUUGGCUAUACUGUACGCUUUGACGAUCUUACAUCUGAUGAAACUAGAAUCAAGUUUUUAACAGAUGGGAUGCUGCUUCGCGAAGCUAUUGGGGACCCUAUGCUGCGGAAGUACAGCAUUGUCAUCCUGGAUGAAGCCCACGAGAGGACGAUCCAUACUGAUGUCCUCUUUGGAGUGGUGAAAGCUGCACAAAAGAAACGAAAGGAAUUGGGCAAAUUGCCACUAAAAGUGAUCAUCAUGUCAGCUACGAUGGAUGUUGACCAGUUCUCCCAGUACUUCAAUGGAGCUCCUGUUCUCUAUUUAGAAGGCCGGCAACAUCCCAUUCAGAUCUUUUACACCAAACAGCCUCAGAGUGAUUACCUCCAAGCAGCACUGGUGUCAGUCUUCCAAAUCCACCAGGAAGCACCCUCUUCUCAGGACAUCCUGGUGUUUCUGACUGGUCAGGAAGAAAUUGAAGCAAUGACCAAAACCUGUCGAGACAUUGCCAAGCAUCUCCCUGAUGGCUGCCCACAGAUGGUGGUGAUGCCUCUUUAUGCUUCUCUGCCCUACUCUCAACAACUCCGUGUCUUUCAGGCUGCCCCCAAGGGCUGUCGCAAAGUGAUCCUCUCCACCAACAUCGCAGAAACCUCCAUCACCAUUGCGGGAAUAAAAUACGUUGUGGACACAGGCAUGGUCAAAGCAAAGAAGUACAGCCCUGAAAUUGGUCUGGAAGUGUUGGCAGUGCAGCGGGUGUCGAAGGCCCAGGCUUGGCAACGAACAGGGAGAGCAGGGCGAGAGGACAGUGGGAUCUGUUACCGGCUCUACACAGAGGAUGAGUUUGAGAAGUUUGACAAAAUGACAAUACCCGAGAUACAGAGGUGUAACCUGGCCAGCGUGAUGCUUCAGCUCCUGGCCCUGAGAGUCCCCAAUGUGCUCACCUUUGACUUCAUGUCCAAACCGUCUCCUGAUGCUAUUCAAGCAGCGAUUGAGCAGCUGGAGCUGCUGGGAGCUGUGGAACGAAAGGAAGAUCAGCUUGUCCUAACCCCCCUGGGAAGGAAGAUGUCAGCCUUUCCACUGGAACCAAAGUUCUCUAAAACCAUCCUCCUGUCCCCCAAGUUCCACUGUACGGAAGAGAUCCUGACCAUCGUGUCGCUGUUAUCAGUGGACAGUGUCCUCUACAAUCCCCCCGCGCGGCGGGAUGAAGUGCAAUCCAUCCGGAAGAAAUUCAUCUCCAGUGAGGGGGAUCAUCUUACCCUGCUCAACGUGUACAGGGCCUUCAGAAAUGUCAGUGGCAACAAGGAAUGGUGCAAAGAGAACUUUGUCAACGGCAGGAACAUGAUGCUUGUGUCAGACGUCAGAGCUCAGCUCAGGGACAUUUGUGUAAAGCUAUCGAUGCCCAUCGAGUCCUCCCGCUCAGACACUGGAAACAUCCGCCGCUGCCUGGCUCACAGCCUCUUCAUGAACGCGGCGGAGCUGCAGCCGGACGGCACCUACAGCACCGUGGACACUCACCAGACGGUGGCCAUCCACCCCUCCUCUGUGCUCUUCCACUGCAAGCCGGCCUGCGUGGUGUACAACGGGCUGCUUCACACCAACAAGUGCUACAUGCGGGACCUGUGCGUGGUGGAUGCGGACUGGCUGUAUGAUGCAGCGCCUGACUAUUUCCGCAGGAAGCUCCGAACAGCCAAGAACUGACCUCUCGGUCUGGGACCGGCAGGUCCAGGGUUUUUAGGCUCACCCUAUAAGACUAAUUGUUUUGGUUUGUAAUGAAUGUAUGGGAGCAGUAGAGCUUUGCCGUGCAAAUCAGGUAAAAACCUUAGGGGAAAAUGGCUUCUCCAUGAGAGCCAGACUUCACGAGUCUCCGUGGCUUAGAACAAUCAUCCCUUUUUUAACAGUUAAUCUGUAAAAGAGGAACGUAGUACGUACUCUGUGCGCGUGUGUAUGUGUGUGUGAUAAAUCUAUACUGGGGGGGAAAAGGGGAGCUGGUAUCAGAUUCCAGUUUUUAACACUGAAGUUUAACAGGCUUGUAUAUGAGGAAACUAAAUCCUAAGAGCUCUUUGAGCAGUGCUUGUAUCCUUAGCAGGUUUUAUUGGGGGAAAAAAAGGAGAAAAAAGUUUUAAAUGUCCUCAUACAGAUGAAAAAAAUGCCUUUUUUUACUAUUUCUAGAAGGGAGGUGCUACUGUCUUUUACCUCAUCAAACAUCUUUCUUCCCGCAUGUAAUGUUCACCGUCUUAUUUGGGAACCGUGCGAAGGCCAGUAAUGGGAACGUCUGCUUGGACAAGGUCUUCACUGCCUGUGUCUGAGCCUCAGGGGCUGGCAGUGGUUUCUUGGAGAGGCUGUCCAGCUGCCUGCGUGUUUGGCGUCAUCUUUGUUCACCCUUCUGCUGUUAGGGCAUGUUGUUCCUCAGCAGAUACUUCUGGCUUUCGGGCCAACUUCAGGAAGACUCAGCAAAAUGAGAAUGAAGAUGUGGUUUAGAGAUUGGGCUUCCUUUAAAGGACCUUGAUUCUUCAAAUGUUUGUCUUCUGCACUGACACUAGCGCUUCUUCCCCCUUCUGCCUCCCCCAACCCUGUCCCGGUUAUACGUUGGUUUUCCAUUAGAAGUUUGGAGCUUGACAUUGUCAAGAGCCACAGAUCUACCAUUAGUUAUCUAUUAUUUGUUUUUUCUUCCAUAUUCCCGUGGCAUCUGCCUAUCUCUUUUUUUCCUUUUGGAGAAAGUGGCAAUAGCAAACUUAAUAGUCUUCUUAAAUACUGGAAUUAAGAAACUAGUGCCACUCCAAAGGGAAAACUUGUUCUUGAAUGUGAAGGAAGGUGGAUUUAUUCCAUUAUCACUGUGUGUUGAUGGGGGAAAACAAUGUGAGUUGUUUUUAAGUGAUAUCCUAAGUAGUUCUAAAAUAACCUCUCUGGGAGAGGUAACUUCCAGUUUCAACAGAGUCUGUUGACAUAAUCUAGUAAUUUAUACAUAUUUUUGGAUGAGUUGAAGCAGGUUAGGUGUCUGAACGGGCGGGGGAGGAAGCUGUUCUGCACAGGCAGUGUCGUUGUGUAACAUGGCGGGGUUAGUUUACAGGGGCUGUGAAGGGAUUUUGGUGUUUAGUCCUUGUAUCCUUCAAAUAGCAACUUUAAAAAAAAAGCGUAUGACACAUGAAUGGGGCUGCUCAGGGAUGCACUCAUAUUGGCCAUUGGCAAGCCCUUACUCACUCCCUUUGCUCGGGGAGAGCUGCUGGCUUUGCUUGUGAUCCGUGGGGACAAGCUGCAUUUGCCAUGUCAUAAUUUGUCCUUUCUGGUUACACGCAUCACAGUUAGAGAGCACAUUGUCAUACGCCUUUUCUUUGGGCUCCAGUGUUGGCUUACCUUGGUUUUCUCUUUGAAAACAGGGGCAAACCUCUCUUUUGUUCUUUUUUCUUAUUUUUAACUGGAAUGUCGCUUGUGCUGAUCUGCAAAUCGCUGUCUCCCAAAGAGUGUGAGUAGGUACCUGGCAUACCCGGAAGGGUCUCGUCUCUCAGCCUGUUCCUAGGAAGGGAGAUACUGAACGUCUGCAGGGGUGCAGUGGAAAUGGACACACAUCCCUUUGUCGUGCCUCUUUGCAAUAUUGUUCUUUGGUGGUUUGAGAAAACAAGGAAAAGGAAAAAAAAAAAAAGGUGAGUAGGGCACAGGCGAAACUUGCCACUUUUGUAUGUAUGCCCAGCUGCAGUUCUGGAUUGGUAUUUCAGGAGUGUGCAGCUAUUUCAAUUGUUCUCACUCACACGAAUUGCAGGGAUUUAUCAAAGCACUGUAUCUUGGUUUUACAGACGCUGCAUCUGUAGGGGGAAAAUGGAAUAUAAGCACAUUUUGUUUGGGCAGUCUAAUUUCACAGUCUGGUUAAGGGAAGGGAUGGGUGUUUAUUUAGAACUAAUUUGUAUCUUUUUCCCAAAAUAAAGAAGUGA